AUAACCUCAAUAUAUAAACACUUUGUGUUUACAUGUUUAUGCUUGAAUUUGAAUCUAAGAGUAGUAUGUGAAUUUAAUAAUCCCUCUAUAAAGCAAAACGUUGAUAUAUUCUUAUAACAAUGAGAUAUGCUCAAUUGGUUAUUGGUCCUGCUGGAUGUGGAAAGUCUACAUAUUGCAAAGCAAUGCAGGACCAUAUAAUGCUCAUGAACAGAAGUGCCGAAGUAGUCAAUUUGGACCCAGGUGCUGAACAUUUCGAAUAUGAACCACUUGUAGAUAUAAGAGAAUUGAUUAAUGUUGACAUCACAAUGCAAAAUGAAGAACUAAAUUUAGGUCCAAAUGGGGGGUUAAUUUAUUGUAUGGAAUAUUUGUUUGAAAACCUAGACUGGCUAGAAGACAAAUUGGGAGACAGAGAUGAUUACAUAUUAUUUGAUUGUCCCGGCCAGAUUGAAUUAUUUACACAUAUUCCAUCUAUUACAAAAUUUGUUGAAACACUUCAGAAAUGGAAUUUUCAUGUAUGUGGUGUUUUUUUGAUGGAUGUACAAUUCAUGACUAAUGGUGCCAAAUUUAUAUCAGGAACAAUGGCUGCCUUGAGCGUAAUGAUGAAGAUGGGAAUACCACAUGUAAAUGUAUUAUCCAAAAUGGAUCUGCUGAGUAAAGCCACAAGAAAAAGAAUAGAUAGAUUCCUAGAUCCAGAUACAUGUGCACUUUUGGAAGAUGUUGAAGCAGAGAGUAUCUUAGGAUUCAAUUCAAAGUAUAUGAAACUAACACAGGCUAUUGCAGAAAUAAUCAACGAUUUUUCUUUAAUUUCCUUUGUACCCAUCAACUUGAAUGAAGAAGAGAGUCUUACAAAUGCUUUGAUAACCAUCGAUAAUGCUAUUCAAUUUGGUGAGGAUGAAGAUGUGAAAAUAAAGGAAGUUGAAGUUGAGGAUGAGUAAAAAUAUUGUUAAGAAUAUUGAGUUCGAAUUGAUGUAAAUAAAAUAUUUUCUAUAUAAGUGUUGAAAA
This is a messenger RNA of Harmonia axyridis, 1002 nucleotides long. Its product is annotated as GPN-loop GTPase 3. The transcript is spliced from 3 exons. The record is from RefSeq and is a predicted model, not a curated record. Bases 120 to 935 code for a protein of 271 amino acids. Gene Ontology annotation, molecular function: GTPase activity. Lineage: Eukaryota; Metazoa; Arthropoda; Insecta; Coleoptera; Coccinellidae.